AUGUAUAUUAGAUGUACCCAAGCUGAUCAUUAAAAUCAAUAAAUAAUAGGCUUUUGCAUAGAUAGUGCAUGUACAAAUUAAAAACCUUAUUGUCAUCUUUGCUUGCCGAGCCAUAUUCAACAUAAUAAUAAGUUGACAUCUGAAGAAUUGUUAUCUGGAUGGAUUUAGGAAAGAAUUCUUGCGGCUCAAGAUAUUUAAAAGAAUGUUUAAGAAUGUAAAAUUGCCCUUGAUCGUCUUAUAAAUUUUUUGUUUCUUUAUAAUAACUUCAAUAUUUAAUAAUUAACAGAAUUAGGAUUAUCAAAGAUUGAUUAAUUAAUCAAAGGUUUUAGUUAAAUAGGAGAUUGUGAAGAAAAAUUAUUUAAGCAACUGAAGCAAUCAAUUGAAUAAACCAAAUCUUUUGUAAAUGAAAUAAUUAAAAAAAUAAAGAAUCAACCAAAUAUCAAGUAAAAUGAUAAUAUAUAAAUUCCUCAAUCUUAUGUAGAUAAAUGAAUUUAAGAAUAACCAAAGCAUCUAAGUAUAUUGGAACCAAAUUCGAACCCAUUCACCUUUGACCUCACGAAAUAAUAAUCAAUUAAGUAAGUUUAAUGGUGUAUUGCUAUUGCUUUUAACAAAGAUUAAUCAAUCGUUAUAGCUGGAUGUAAUAAUGAAAUUAAAGUAUUUCAACAUAUACAAGGGAAUCUGAAUUUAAUUUAAAUUUUUAGUGAGCAUACAAAAGAUGUAUAUACUUUAAAUUUCAUGAAAAAUACAAAUGAUUUUGUAUCUGGAAGUGAAGAUUGUUCAAUUAUAAUAUGGAAGGUGACUGGAAAUGAUUAAUGGAAAUGUUAAUAAAAAUUAUUUGGACAUUCAAAUAAGAUAUUUAGUUUAUUAUUAAGUAAUACUGAUGAUUUAAUUAUUUCGGGUAGUGAUACAAUAAAAUUUUGGAGGAAAUAGGAUUAAUGGUUGUUUUAAUAAACCAUAAUUGAUCAUACUGAUGUUGUAUAUUCAUUAAGCUUAAAUGAAGAAUAAAAUAAACUGAUAUCUUGUUCGUUUGAUUUAUUAAUAUUAGUAAUAGAAUUGUAAAAGUUGGAUAAAAAAUGGAGUGUUACAUAAAAGAUAUACGUAGAUUAAAGGGGAUUUAGAUUAUGUUUAAUUAAUGAUAAUUAAUUUACAUUUUAACUCUAUUGUAAAGAAUAGAUGUAUGUAUAUGUGUUGGAUAGUAAUACUAAUUAGUAUAGGAAAACUAAGGAAAUUGCUGUAAAGUUUGGCUCAAUUUAUGAUAAUUGUUUAUUUCCAUAAUAAUACUAAAAGUAAAAAUGUCUUCUAGUGAAUAAGAAUGGUAAACAUGUUAAUUUAAUGAAGAAGUUAUAAAAUGGUGAUUUUAUAGUCUAAUAAUCUAUUGAGUUUGAUAAUUGUAUUAUUUUUGGAUAAUUAAGUGAUGACGGAUAGUAUUUAAUCACUUGGGAUGAUGGGUCAAAAGAAAUAUAAAUAAGAAAGUAUAGAGAAUUAUGA
Paramecium pentaurelia is the source of this 1488-nucleotide messenger RNA. NCBI's taxonomy places the organism in Eukaryota, Ciliophora, Oligohymenophorea, Peniculida, Parameciidae. The record is from the annotation of a GenBank genome assembly.